GCCACUACUAAUCAUGCCAGAAGCGUAUUAAUAUCGUUGGUCUCUGCGCUCGACCUUUUGUAUCAACAUGGCUCCGAAGUACCCUAAAAUCGAAGGUUAUGAGCUCGUUCAACAAAUUGGUGGAGGUGGCUUCUCGAGCGUGUUCAGAGCCGUUAAUAUAGAGAGCCACCAGGUGGCAGCAUGCAAGCUGGUCCUCAUCAGGGAGCAGACCACUCAGGCGGAACGCAAGCUUAUCGACAAAGAGAUGAAAGUUCAUGCGCGCCUCAAGCACAAGCAUGUCCUGGAGUUUCUGCACGCUGCGGUGGUUGAACCCAAAUUUAAGCAGCACUAUGUUCCUGGAAUAUACAUGCUACUAGAGCUUGCCGCAGGAGGAGACCUCUUCGAUAAGAUCGCUCCAGACGUUGGACUUGGAGAGGAUGUGGCAAACUACUACUUCCUCCAGCUUCUGGAAGGGAUGGACUUUAUUCAUCGCGAAGGGGUUUGCCAUCGUGACCUGAAGCCGGAAAAUCUCUUGCUUGAUGUGGCUGGUACUCUCAAGAUAACAGACUUUGGUCUCGCAUCGGUCUAUAAGCUCAAGGAAACCGGCAAGACUAAGGCUAUUAGACGGAUUGUGCGGCAGCUUCCCGUUCACUACGGAACACCGUAUGAGGCAGAGCCCAUUGAUGCUUGGGGGAUCGGUGUCAUUCUUUUCACACUUCUCGCAGGAAAUUUCUGUAAAUAUAUCUCGGGUGAGAUAUUCAAUGAAGCCCCUUGGAAUCGUCUAGGAGAAAAAGCUCUGUCACUCAUCUGUGGUCUCUUAACCGUCGAGCCGGAGAAGCGUAUGACGCUCCCCGAAGUGUUCAAUGACCCGUGGUGCACAAGACCAAACCACUUGACCGAGUCUUUGAGGGCAAACGGUGACAUGAAUUAUGCGAUGCCGGACAUAACAAGCUCUGCUGGAACUCGCAAAGAUGCAGACGGAGACGAAAUCAUGCAUUCCGCAACUCAUCAGUCUCAGUUCACUCAGUCACUUCUGUUAUUCUCACAAACACAGUCAGGUCGCAGAUACACACCUAACCUCACACGCUUCUAUACUUCUCUUGGGCCAGGUAUUAUGAUGCAACUCAUAAAGGAAUCCUUGAGUGCCCUCGGCGUCAAACACAAAGACGGACCCACAGGCGAGGACGAAGGAGGGGAAGUCCUUCGGUUGCGUGUAGGCGGGUAUGAUAAACGCAGAAUCACGUUCAAAGGCUGGGUUGAACUCGAGAACUUCCGUUACGCAGAAACUGACGGAAGCUUCUGCUUGAUGACUCGGGAUGUCGGAAAUCCUAUUUCGUGGCGCCAGUUGUGGAAAGCACUGAUUCAAUCACCAGCCGUCGAUCCUCAUGUGCUCCGCAGGUGAUCGCAACUCACGUUUCAGGAAAACUGCAUUAGCGCUAUGACGCUCAAUACUAUACUAUGUUAGCCUAUAUGUUAUUCACAUGACCUUAUGCUCUUCAGAUACAUUCGCGAAUUUGUUGUUUAUUGCCUUGUACAUGAUCUGAUUGAACGCUUCCGUAUGCAGACACCUGUUGCACC
Messenger RNA from Suillus paluster, 1557 nucleotides. RefSeq names its product kinase-like domain-containing protein. NCBI's taxonomy places the organism in Eukaryota, Fungi, Basidiomycota, Agaricomycetes, Boletales, Suillaceae. Gene Ontology annotation, cellular component: site of double-strand break; nucleus; cytoplasm. The coding region runs from base 68 to 1381 and encodes 437 amino acids. Gene Ontology annotation, biological process: mitotic G2 DNA damage checkpoint signaling; protein phosphorylation. Gene Ontology annotation, molecular function: ATP binding; protein kinase activity. The record is from RefSeq and is a predicted model, not a curated record. The transcript has 11 exons.